Molecule: messenger RNA, 541 nt
Organism: Canariomyces notabilis
Lineage: Eukaryota; Fungi; Ascomycota; Sordariomycetes; Sordariales; Chaetomiaceae
Exons: 3
Coding region: 154-432 (92 amino acids)
Source: RefSeq, a predicted model, not a curated record
UGUCGCAUAGGUAUUCGUAAGGUACUGUACGUUUUGGGCGGGAUUGAAAGGGCAAAGGAAGGAUUUUCCGAGAAAAUUUCUGCCGCUCAUCGUUUAGGCGGGCACUACUAACUUUACCUGUACGUUAGCGUACAUACCGCCUGCAAAGCAUCGAUGCUCCCCCUUGUCGCAACCGGCCGGCGUGUCAUCCAUAAUAACCUCAGCAAUCCCGGCCCUAUUCCAGUGUGGUUGUCCGUACUUGGCGGGCAGAUAUUCGCUGACGGGCAGCCUCGGCUGGCCUGUAGGCGGCAGCUUCAGUCGCAAAGACGGCCAGGGACUGCCGUUCACAUGCGGCACGUAACGUGGGUGGCUGGGCAUAUGUUCCCAGCGAACCGGGCCGAAACAAGAUCCAGGGUUGCAGAACCCGUGGACCUCUGUAUGGGACGAUCGUAGAACGGCCCGUUGCGGAGGUAACGUUGUGUCGCCGCGGCCGCGGCUUCUUUAGGCGUCAGGGAAGAAAUGAGGCUUCGGAAACCCCCUGCAUCGCGCAGCAUGAUGAAAU